AUGCCGAGCGUGCUGGGCAAGCACCAAGAGGAUUCUGAUCCCCAGCACUUUGAUCUCGAGGAUGUUGAUCCAGAGGUGUGGUUCGGCACUAACGACCCAAUUCCGCCUGAGUUUCCGGAAGGUUCAGAGGAAGAUGAAGGGGACGACGGAGUUGUCGAGCUGAUGCAGCAGGGCGUUGCCUGUAUCAACCAGAUGAAGGCGACGCGGCCAGAAAUAUUACGUGGUGUCCGUGUUUGGAAGCUGUUGCAUUUUUUGCCGCCGACGUGGCUACGAGGCUAUCUCACGGAUCUGUACGGAUUGAGUCAGCAGACAACGCAUCUGGAUCAGUUUUGGUCCCACAGCUGGCAGGGGUCGCGGUGGACCAAGUAUGUCACUAUGCUUUACCUGCAUAAUUGCAUGCCGGCAAGCAUCGCAGGAACAUUGAGCACCGGCGUAGCCUGCGGCCUCGUCUCAGCAGGAUUUCUGGGUGCACGACAGGGAGGGUGUGUGCUGUUCUGGUUUGUCGCCUUUUGCGUAGCUUUGCUACUUUGGCGUCCGCGAAAGCUGGUGUUUUUUGACAUCGCAUGCAUUCACCAAACUGACGGACGAGCUCAGAAAGGGGGAGGCCAUCAUAAGUAUGGGUGCAUUUUUGAAUCAGUCGACUUCCAUGCUGAUUCUGUGGGAUCCUACAUGGGUCACAAGACUGCAGUCGUGGGAGAACAGUUGGCAUUGCUCUGUGGUCCUUUGUCCCUGCGUGAGUUCAAGGUUGAGCAUGCUAGAAGCGCUUGCCGCGACCGCAAUGAAGACAGGCCUCUACCCGACGCUGCGUGGUACAACUCACUGGGCAGCUUUGAAGCGCAAGUGCAAACCGAAGUGCGGAUGGCCGUCAUCGAUCAGCUUGCAUACAAAGUCUUCUCUUAUCAGCGUGCCUUGCUAGUCUUGACUCCACAUGCCUGGCUUCGUCUUGAGUAUGCAACCAGCCAUGCAGGAGAUCCCAUCCGGCAGAUAGUCGACCUGGCCCAGAUGUUCACUUAUGUGCUGGCCAUUUUCCCGGUGGUGGACAACUGUGCUACCGCCUGCGAAGACGAC
Symbiodinium sp. CCMP2456 is the source of this 1068-nucleotide messenger RNA. The record is from the annotation of a GenBank genome assembly. Lineage: Eukaryota; Dinophyceae; Suessiales; Symbiodiniaceae.